Molecule: messenger RNA, 1125 nt
Organism: Triticum urartu
Lineage: Eukaryota; Viridiplantae; Streptophyta; Magnoliopsida; Poales; Poaceae
Product: cell number regulator 6-like
Source: RefSeq, a predicted model, not a curated record
ACUCGCACCCGUCCCCACACUCCCCACCGCGCAGCCCUCCCCUUCGUCGGCAGCCCAAAAACCCUCGGGGGCGAAGCGAGGAGAGGACGGCAAUGGCGGAGGCGAGCCGCAGCCACCCGUCGCAGUACGUGAGGCUGAAGAAGGACCAGGACGCUUCCGCCUCCGGCCCCAGCGUGGAGGACAUCCGCCCUGGCGAGCUCAACCUGCCCGUCGCCGUCCCGCAGCUGGAGCAGAGGAAGUGCUUCGAAUGCGGGCAGGUGCUGCCUGAGAGCCACCGGGCGCCGGCCGACGAGCCGUGGACAACCGGCAUCUUCGGGUGCGCCGAAGACCCCGAGAGCUGCCGGACUGGUCUAUUCUGCCCCUGUGUUUUGUUUGGACGAAAUGUUCAGGCUCUUAGAGAAGAUAUCCCAUGGACAACACCCUACACUUGCCAUGCUGUCUGUGUUGAAGGUGGCAUUGCAUUGGCAAUCCUUACGGCUAUAUUCCAUGGUGUUGACCCAGACACAUCAGUCCUGAUUGGUGAAGGCCUGGUGUUCGGUUGGUGGUUAUGCUCUAUAUAUACUGGUAAUUUUCGUCUACAGCUUCAGAGGAGGUAUCAUCUCGAGAACUCUCCAUGCCCUCCUGGCAUAGUCCACUGCUGCUUCCCCUGGUGCGCGAACUGUCAGGAGCAUCGUGAAAGGAAAGGCCGCCUCGCAGAAAGCAGUGUUGUUCCAAUGACCAUUGUCAACCCGCCGCCGCUGCAAGAGAUGAGCAUGGUCGAGAACAACGCUCCCACAUCCGAGAAUGAAGCGUCGAAGGCCGAGCAUGAUGAUGUGGAGGUGAUACCUCUCUAGGAAAGAUAGCAUGAGAACUGAAACUGACAUGGAAUCUGCUAGCCAAUUUAGAGACUACCAUAUAUUGUUAAUAAAUCACUGUCAUCUGGCAGGUACCGUAUGAAACAUUGUUCUGAUCCAGAUUUUAGUUUAUGACCAUUACUACCUAUGAUAGAAUGUUGACCGUGGGCAUGUAAUAUAUGUGUGGAGACCAUUACUACCUAUGAUAGAGUGCUGCCCGUGGGCAUAUAAUAUAUAUGUGUGGAGACCAUUACUACCUAUGAUAGAAUGUUUCCCGUGGGCAUAUAAUAUA